AUGACGCACCAGUAUCCCGCGCUCUCGGCUGAGCAGAAGAAGGAGCUGUCUGACAUCGCGCUGCGAAUCGUGACCCCGGGCAAGGGGAUCCUGGCAGCGGAUGAGUCCGUAGGAAGCAUGGCCAAGCGCCUGAACCAGAUUGGGGUGGAGAACACGGAGGAGAACCGCCGGCUCUACCGCCAGAUCUUGUUCAGUGCCGACAACCGGGUGAAGAAGUGCAUCGGAGGUGUCAUCUUCUUCCACGAGACCAUGUACCAGCAGGGGGACGACGGCACCCCCUUCGUCAGGAUGAUCAAAGACAAGGGCAUCGUGGUGGGCAUCAAGGUGGACAAGGGCGUUGUGCCUCUGGCUGGGACUGAUGGAGAAACCACGACUCAAGGUCUGGACGGGCUGUCCGAGCGCUGUGCCCAGUACAAGAAGGACGGCGCGGACUUUGCCAAGUGGCGCUGCGUGCUGAAGAUCAGUGAGAACACCCCCUCGGCCCUCGCCAUCAUGGAGAACGCCAAUGUCCUGGCGCGCUACGCCAGCAUCUGCCAGCAGAACGGCAUCGUGCCCAUUGUGGAACCAGAGAUCCUGCCCGAUGGAGACCAUGACCUGAAGCGCUGCCAGUAUGUGACCGAGAAGGUGCUGGCGGCCGUGUACAAGGCCCUGAGCGACCAUCACAUCUACCUGGAGGGCACGCUACUGAAACCCAACAUGGUCACCCCGGGGCACGCCUGCCCAACCAAGUACAGCGCCGAGGAGAUCGCCAUGGCCACGGUGACAGCGCUGCGCCGCACCGUGCCUCCCGCCGUCCCAGGUGUCACCUUCCUUUCUGGGGGGCAGAGUGAGGAGGAAGCUUCCAUUAACCUGAACGCCAUCAACAACUGUCCCCUGGCCCGGCCCUGGGCUCUGACCUUCUCCUACGGACGUGCCCUGCAGGCCUCAGCGCUCAACGCCUGGCGCGGACAGAGGGAGAAUGAGAGCUCUGCCACCGAUGCGUUUAUGAAGCGUGCCGAGGUGAACAGUCUGGCUGCUCUUGGCAAGUACGAGGGCAGCGGAGACGACUCUGAUGCUGCUGGGCAGUCCCUCUACGUGGCUAACCAUGCCUACUGA
Molecule: messenger RNA, 1095 nt
Organism: Emys orbicularis (European pond turtle)
Lineage: Eukaryota; Metazoa; Chordata; Testudines; Emydidae
Gene: ALDOC
Product: aldolase, fructose-bisphosphate C
Exons: 8
Coding region: 1-1095 (364 amino acids)
Biological process (GO): fructose 1,6-bisphosphate metabolic process; glycolytic process
Cellular component (GO): cytosol
Molecular function (GO): fructose-bisphosphate aldolase activity
Source: RefSeq, a predicted model, not a curated record